Molecule: messenger RNA, 831 nt
Organism: Scomber japonicus (chub mackerel)
Lineage: Eukaryota; Metazoa; Chordata; Actinopteri; Scombriformes; Scombridae
Exons: 3
Coding region: 1-831 (276 amino acids)
Cellular component (GO): nucleosome
Molecular function (GO): structural constituent of chromatin; DNA binding; protein heterodimerization activity
Source: RefSeq, a predicted model, not a curated record
AUGUCUGGACGUGGUAAGGGUGCCGGUAAGGUCAGAGCCAAGGCAAAGACCCGCUCCUCCCGUGCCGGGCUCCAAUUCCCGGUCGGCCGUGUCCACAGGCAUCUGAGGAAGGGUAACUAUGCCCAGCGUGUCGGUGCCGGUGCUCCCGUCUACCUGGCGGCGGUGCUGGAGUACCUGACCGCUGAGAUCCUGGAGCUGGCCGGAAACGCCGCCAGAGACAACAAGAAGACCAGGAUCAUCCCCCGCCAUCUGCAGCUGGCUGUCCGCAACGACGAGGAGCUCAACAAGCUGCUGGGAGGAGUGACCAUCGCUCAGGGAGGAGUGCUGCCCAACAUCCAGGCGGUGCUGCUGCCCAAGAAGACCGAGAAACCCGCCAAGAAGUGCUGUCACGCUGACACAGACGUGUCAGAGCAGGGUACGGAUAGUAACCCUCAGGACAGUGUAAACAUGUCUGGACGUGGUAAGGGUGCCGGUAAGGUCAGAGCCAAGGCAAAGACCCGCUCCUCCCGUGCCGGGCUCCAGUUCCCGGUCGGCCGUGUCCACAGGCUGCUCAGGAAGGGUAACUAUGCCCAGCGUGUCGGUGCCGGUGCUCCCGUCUACCUGGCGGCGGUGCUGGAGUACCUGACCGCUGAGAUCCUGGAGCUGGCCGGAAACGCCGCCAGAGAUAACAAGAAGACCAGGAUCAUCCCCCGCCAUCUGCAGCUGGCUGUCCGCAACGACGAGGAGCUGAACAAGCUGCUGGGAGGAGUGACCAUCGCUCAGGGAGGAGUGCUGCCCAACAUCCAGGCGGUGCUGCUGCCCAAGAAGACCGAGAAACCCGCCAAGAAGUAA